Molecule: messenger RNA, 2440 nt
Organism: Actinia tenebrosa (Australian red waratah sea anemone)
Lineage: Eukaryota; Metazoa; Cnidaria; Anthozoa; Actiniaria; Actiniidae
Product: laforin-like
Biological process (GO): protein dephosphorylation
Cellular component (GO): nucleus; cytoplasm
Molecular function (GO): protein tyrosine phosphatase activity; starch binding
Source: RefSeq, a predicted model, not a curated record
CCCAUGAGCCAUAUCGGCCCCAGUUGAUCAGCAAUGAGUCGAUAGCGUGACAUACAGGUUUACUACUCGCAGGAAAAAAUAAUCUAACAGCUGUUAAAAGCAAAUUUGAUAGUUGUUUGGUAUGAGUAUUACAGUGAGGUUUAGUGUUGUUACGUUUAUAGAACAGAAUACUACAGUAUUCGUGUUAGGUUCAAUCAGUGAACUUGGGCGCUGGAAGCAAACAGACAAGGUAAACUUGAAGCAAAGUCCCAUAACUUUCCGUCUUCAACCAGGACUUGAACCUUCAUUUUGGUAUCAAGAUGUCAAAAUAUCGUUUGGAGACAAGCAAAGUUUAAAUUUCGAGUACAAAUUUGCAAGAAAGCAAGAUGGCCAUGCAUUGGAGUGGGAAGGUGAAGGUCCAAGUCACAACCGCAAACACAUAUUGAGUUUGGAAGACCAGACGUCAAGUGAACUUCUUGUCAAUGGAAUCUAUUAUCUUCCUGUUGGGAUUUGGAUUGAGAAAGCUGGACAAGAGGAUGAAUUCCAGCAUACUAUUAGGUUUUUUAGCCAUGUCCAACGAGAGCAAAUUCUCCACACAAGUCAAAUCAUGGAUAAUAUUUGGUUGGGUUCGUGUCCACAAAAGCGCUUACACAUACUGGAACUGAAGACUCUUGGCAUAUCAGCUGUUAUCAACCUACAAAGCACGGAGGAUGUGCAAAGACUGUGCUCUAGAUUCUAUCCACAUUUAGAAGAUAUUCCUCGUGCUUUGAAGGUAGUGUACAAAGAGGAAGGUCUAGCUUACAUCUGGGUUCAUGUCAAGGAUCUUUGCUCUGAAGCACGGGUAGAAAUGUUACCACAAGUGGUCUACUUGUUGCAUGGGCUGUUGAAAGCAGGCCAUAAGGUAUAUGUGCAUUGUAAUGGCGGUGUUGGAAGAUCCGUUGCUGCUGUAGCAGGGUACCUCAUGUAUGUAUUGAAAUGGAGCCCAGCAAAGGUAGCAUUUCAUAUGUGUUCCAAGAGACCUGUAUCUUACAUCGAUGGAAGAGCACUAUCUAUAGCAGAAAAGGACUUCAAGCUAAAAUUUGGUGAAGUCUCAUAACUUUGAUAUCAUUAUGUUAAUUAGGUAAUAAUUACCCAGAGAAUAGGGCAACUAGAGGGGAUUUAAAACAACUAAUACUCCAUUUUACAGUUCAGUUGUUGUGACCAUGAAUGAUAGUUGCAAGUCGAGGCUGCAGUUUCCGCGCAUAGCAAACCUAUACUUUUUAUCAUGCGCAGAAACUCCAGCCUCGGCUUGGAACGGAACUGUAAAAUGGAGUAUUGCAUGGUCGACUUAUUCCAGGGACAGAUUUAGGGUUAGGGUUAGUUUGGUUAGAGUUAGUUUGCUAGGGUGUUAGUUUGCUUUAUCUAAAAAACAAAAUUUGUUUUAAGCUUAAGAGAGCCCUAGAUGUAAUAGAUUCAACAGUACAUUGUUUUUGCAUACUUUACCUUUCACUUUCAUCCCUUAUUGUAUUACUGUCACUUGGGUUUAAGCAUUAGAUAUGAAACAUGAGAGGUUCUUGCUAGUUAUGUCUUUCAGCAAAUGUUUACUUUCAGAGCUGCUUUAUAACAAAAAACUAAUAACUUUUGGCUAAAUUUUGCUGGUCAAAGUCUUGCCUUUGCUAUUAUAAUAUUGUUUAAUUAUAAACUUCGCCUUAACACAAUUAGAAAGAGCAAAUCCACAAAAAAUGCUUUCCCAAAAACAUUAAAAAGAAUAACGAGAACUUAUCAAAAGUAAUACAGUGCUUUCAGGAAUACCAAAAUUAAGAAACUGUAAAGUAAAGCAGUACAAACUGCAAGGAAUAUAUGUAAGAAAGAUAUAUCAUAACAUCUAAAGUCAAUCCAUUGUAAAGGUAGAGUGUAUGCCCUAAUCUGUAAAACAAAGCCAAACUAUGAUGCAGAUGUCUGAUUGCAGCUAUUUUAUAUGAAUAGUGGAUAUCACUGCAGCAGAAUUUUGGAAACCAAAGUAAAGACUCCUAAAUGUUUUUGCUUGGUUCAUGCCUAAGUUAAUUUAACAAUGUAGUUGAUAACUAAAUGCAUAGYGUUUCAUAGCUAGUAAUUGUUUUACAGAUAUAUGGCAUGCAUCCUAUAUGUUAGUCUUCUUAAACAUUAGUCUUUAAUCAUAGAUCAUAGAAUAGAGAUAGGCUAAUGAACAAUUAGAUCUACAGCCCAAAUGGUUCCGAGUCCAUGCCUAUGGGGCUGAAGGUUGAAUUGGCUAUUGACUGUAGACGAGGAUAUAAACUUACUAAUCAGUCAAAAUGGAUAAAACUAGAGAAAACUAGAGAACCUGAGAAAAAACCCCAAGGUAUUAGUAACCCAUGCCACCUGUGCUUCCCAGUAGACCAUUAGUAGCUCAGCUAAUCAGAGCACAACAUUUCUGAUAGACCACUAGUAGCUCAGCCAAUCAGAGCACAGCAUUUCUGAUAGA